AAGAAUAUGAUACAGCCACACUCCUAAGUCCUAAGGACCAGCUUAACUCUCCUCGAUGUAACAAACACGAUUUGGUUUUGAAUGGAUGAGGAAAGCGACGGCCGCCGUCGCCGCGGCUGCCGCAACUACCGGAGCCACCAACUACGCCUCAUCCCUACGCCUCGCCAAGCUGCGUGUCGCAGACGCCGGCGCCUCUCCGGAUGCACUAUCAUUCGGCCUCCUCAUCCAACACUUAUCCGACCGCGGGCUCUUCCUUCAUGGUCGGCAGCUCCACGCCCGCCUCAUUGUCCUCUCCGUCAUCCCCGACAACUUCCUCGGCUCCAAACUUAUCUCCCUCUACUCCCGCUCAGGUUACGUCCACGAGGCCCGCGUCAUCUUCGAUGCCAUUCCCAUCAAGAACCUCUUCUCCUGGAACGCUAUGCUUCUUGCCUAUUCUUUCCACGGGCAAACAGUCCCCUUUCUCCGCCUUUUCUCCUCCAUCCCCACCUCUCUCCGUCCCGAUGCCUUCACCCUCUCUUCCCUCCUCAAAUGCAUCCCCUCCUCCCAACCCAACCUUACCGCAACAAAGGAAAUCCACUCUUUCGGUCUACGGCUCGGCUACGACUCCGACCUGUUUGUUUCCAAUGGUUUGAUAACGGGUUACGUGCGCUCGGAUGAUUUUUACUCCGCGAGGAAGCUGUUUGAUAAAAUGCCUGAAAGGGAUGUUGUAUCCUGGAAUUCGAUUAUAUGUGGAUAUGCUCAGGAAGGACACUACGAUGAUUGCAUUAAACUCUAUCAGGAGAUGGCAAUGGGAUUGGAUGGGGUUAUACCAAAUGCAGUCACGGUUGCAAGUGUGCUUCUCGCUUGUUCCCAGCUCAAAGAUCUUUUAUUUGGAAUCGAUGUUCACAGAUUUGCUGUGGAGAGUGGAAUGGGAAUGGAUUUUGUGGUCUGCAACUCCAUCAUUGGGCUAUAUGCAAGGUGCGGGAGCUUAGAUUAUGCUCGGAGAUUGUUUGACAGCAUGGCCGAAAAAGAUGGAGUUAGCUACAACACCAUGAUUUCUGGGUACAUGGCCUAUGGGUUUGUCGAAAGGGCAAUGGAGCUCUUCCAUCUGAUGCCUAGUCCAGUUCUCAGUUCAUGGAAUGCAGUGAUUGGUGGUCUGGUGCAAAAUAAUUACUUCUCCCAUGUUCUCGACUUGUUUCGAGCUAUGCAAACAGCUGGUUUUAGGCCAAAUUCUGUUACAAUUUCAAGUGUUCUUCCAGCUGUUUCCUUCUACUCAAAUUUUCUGAGGGUGAAACAGAUACAUUGCUAUGCCAUCAGGAAUGAUUGUGACCAAAAUGUUUAUGUUGCAACUGCGCUUAUCAACGCAUAUGGCAAAGCUGGGUUCCUCAAAGGUGCCCAUUUGAUAUUUGAGGGAACCAAGGUCAGGAGUGUUAUUGUUUGGACUGCAAUUAUAUCUGCAUAUGCAAUCCGAGGCGAUGCUGUUGCUGCACUUGCAGUGUUUGAUAGAAUGCUUGAGAUAAGGAUACAGCCAGAUUCGGUAACUUUCACUGCAGUCUUGUCUGCAUGUGCUCAUGCUGGGGAAGUUAAUGAAGCUCACAGGAUUUUACAUGUUUUAAUGCCUGAAUGGGGGAUUUGUCCAGCAGUUGAACACUAUGCUUGCAUGGUUGGUGCACUCAGUCGCAAAGGAAUGCUUCCAGAAGCUGUCGAGCUCAUUGAUAGGAUGCCAUUUCAGCCAAAUGCAAAAGUGUGGGGGGCUUUGUUAAAUGGAGCUGCAGUUUAUGGUGAUGUAGAGCUUGGAGAAUAUGCUUUUGAGUACUUGUUUGAGAUUGAACCUGGAAACACAGGGAACUUUAUUGUAAUGGCUAAUUUAUAUUCACAAGCUGGGAAAUGGAAAGAUGCUCAGAUGGUGAGGGAGAAGAUGAAGGGAGUGGGAUUGUCUAAGAUUCCUGGUUGUAGCUGGAUAGAAGCAAGCGAUGGCUUGCAGGUUUUCAUCACCCGUGAUGUAACUAAUGAGCAUUGUAAAGAGAUAUUCUUACUUCUUGAUGUAUUAGUUGGAAUGAUGAGAGAAGAAGGCUAUCUUACCAAGGAGGAACUGGAUGAGGAGAGCUACUGCUAAUAAAUUCUACAAGGGACCGCAAGUAAACGAAGCAAGACCUGAAAUGUACCAUUAAAUUAGCGGAAAUCAUGAAAUGAAUG
This is a messenger RNA of Dendrobium catenatum, 2175 nucleotides long. Its product is annotated as pentatricopeptide repeat-containing protein At2g37310. The coding region runs from base 86 to 2095 and encodes 669 amino acids. Gene Ontology annotation, molecular function: protein binding; RNA binding. Gene Ontology annotation, biological process: RNA modification. The record is from RefSeq and is a predicted model, not a curated record. The transcript has a single exon. NCBI's taxonomy places the organism in Eukaryota, Viridiplantae, Streptophyta, Magnoliopsida, Asparagales, Orchidaceae.